This is a messenger RNA of Punctularia strigosozonata HHB-11173 SS5, 399 nucleotides long. RefSeq lists its product as uncharacterized. Bases 1 to 399 code for a protein of 132 amino acids. The record is from RefSeq and is a predicted model, not a curated record. The transcript has 3 exons. NCBI's taxonomy places the organism in Eukaryota, Fungi, Basidiomycota, Agaricomycetes, Corticiales, Punctulariaceae.
AUGUCGCAAGCAAACGAGGGGAACAUGGGCUACGCGGGCAGGCAGUUGCCCUCUUACGGUGACGACACUUCCGAGACGACGACCGGCGCAUCUGGUGCUCUGCAGGAGGCGCCGAUUGAUGUGAGCUCUAUUGGAGACAAAGCACGUAACUGGUCAAAUGAGAUGAGAGAGCGCGCUCCCGAGGAAGGCGCAUCCUUCGACCCUUCCUCCCAAGCAAACGAGUCCAGGCAGGGCAUUGGCCGAGACGCGCACAGCCAGGACCAGUAUCCAGUCUCCGAUACCGCAAAGCGAGCCACGGAAGCCGGGAUUAGUCGUACGGCCGCGCUUGAUGACCUGAAGGACGAAGUUGGGUAUGUGUCUGGCCAAGUCAGCACAGUCGGUUCGCAAGGGCGAUCGUGA